Sabethes cyaneus is the source of this 1062-nucleotide messenger RNA. RefSeq names its product DNA ligase 1-like. The coding region runs from base 122 to 943 and encodes 273 amino acids. NCBI's taxonomy places the organism in Eukaryota, Metazoa, Arthropoda, Insecta, Diptera, Culicidae. The transcript is spliced from 3 exons. The record is from RefSeq and is a predicted model, not a curated record.
CGAAAAAAUUGGAAAAAACGGAAAAAACUGGACAAAAUCUGUGCAAAACGUCUUAAAUAGAACAUUUUACAAGUGGUAAUUAUUCUGUAGAGUAUUUUAGACAACUAGAUUUAGCCUACGCAUGGCAAAUACAAUGGAAUUCGACUGGGAUAACAUAAGCAUUGGCGAUCCCGGAAUGAACAACUCGGGAAGCUUUUUCUAUCGAGCGAUCAAGAGUGAAAAACAAUUGUUUGAUCCACUGUCGAUCAAAAUGGAACAAAUUGAUAUUAAGCAAGAAAAAUCGGAAGAUCCAUGUUCUAGUUUAGGUUCGGCAUCGGACAAAUCCGCCGAAUCCGGAGGCGCAAGCACCCACCAGCAGGAGCAGCAGCAGUAUCAGAUUAAGAAGGGUUUGCCGAAGGUCCACUCGCAGGACACGUACGACCGAGCUUACCGUUAUGCUCAGGCAUACGAACAAAAGCGACAAGCGUUGCGCGAAAAGGAAAACAAACAGCUGCAAGAGAUGAAAAAGUUUCACGCACGUCCUGCACCGAAUUUUCGCCAGACGGUGCUGAAGAAGGAAAAUGCCGAGCCAAAGUUUACCAUUCCAACCACCCCGAAACAGAUGAAACCGGAUCGGCUGAAAAAGUCAGCCGAUAAUGCCAAAAAACAGCAAGAACGCACGAAGGAACCCGAACCAGCUAAAUUUAGAGCACACGACGCCAAAGUCCUAAAGGAACAGCCAUUCAAACCGGAACUUCCGAAAACGGUGCUUCAGCAGGCACCGUUUAAUCUCCGCAUGUCGGCUCGGCUGCAGGAACGCAAACAGUUCGAUGCCGAACUGCAGCGGGCCAAAGAGGAGAAAGCACGACGCGAAGCGGAAGAACGCCGAGCCACCGAAGAACGAGAGCUUAAGCUGCUGCGCAAGCAGAAGGAAUUCAAAGCCAACCCGAAUCCGUUCAAGUGAUUGCUUGCCGAUUGACCUACACGAUUGUAUUAUCUUAUUUUUUCGAAUAGGUUUUUCUGAGAUUUUAUGUUCAUGUGUAUUUUACAUAAAAAUAGUCAUUAUUAUUCAAUAAUAACUUG